AUGCCACCUUCAUCCAAAGGAAAAAAGCGAACUGCACCUCAACCCGUCAAGGUGAUCAAUAAUUCUUCUUUUGAACGCAUAUCUGACUCGAAUAGCCUAAUAAACGGCCUAGAACAGAAUCAAACAAACCUUCAGCGAGCAAGAAGAAGAAGGCAUUCGAACGACCAAUCAUCCCUAUUCCUACAGCACCAGAGCAUUCAGAUAUCUCAGAGAGUGAUGUCGACUUCUUUGAAAAGAACGAACAGGCCGGCAGGUUUUUACAACAUUUGGAUCAGUCUGCUAUUUCAAGGCAUGAGCAAAAAGGAGACCGAAAGGCUCUUUCAACUCCAUAAAGCACCUUACAAACGAGCACAGAAUGGACCGCUUGCUCCUUCCGAACCCCCUACGAGUGAAAUAGACAGUAGCUUGGGUUCUAUUUCAAGUGGUUCGGAAGUCGAGUCAUCUGAGGCAGAAGAAAACAUAGAUGUUGAUAUUGGCAGUACCAAUGCUACUAGCAUCUCUUCGGACGAUUCGGAACAGGAACAACCCUAUGAACGUCAACCCCGCCGAACAAAGGAUGGUCCAACGGAAAAAGGGUCUUCUAGUAGAACAGUGUCAAGACUACCUAUCAAGUUACCGGGUGGGCAGAUUUUACCCGUUGGCGUUCGGGUGUCCUCUAUCCCCAAUGGGACGGAAGAAGAGGAAGAAACAACGGUAGAACACCCCAUUAUGGAGGUCCCACGAAGUAAUAUCGCGGGUGCUAGAUUCGGAAGAGCCGCUGUUGCCGAUAUAGUCCGCCUUGCUUCAAGAAAGGAACGACUACAAGCUGCAAGAGAGCAAAUUGCCAGUAUCUGUCAAGAAAUAUUAAGUGAACCCGAGAAUGGACUCGGAUUGCUUAGAAGGCUGUUGGCAUUCUGCGCCGUCACCGUGAACGUGGAGGACGAAGCUGGUUCUAUCAAAAUAUCGAAUGACACCACUAUCAGACAUCUAGCUAUACUAUCCUUAAUGGCAGUAUUCAAGGAUAUUGUCCCUGGAUACCGAAUACGAAAGCUGACAGAGAAGGAAUUAUCGGAGAAAGUAAGCCAGAUGGUUGGCCAGACACGAGACUGGGAACAAGGACUAGUAGCCGUUUACCAAUCCUAUCUUCAAAUGCUUGAUGAAGAGAUACGCAUGUAUGUGCAACUUAGUUCGCAAUCUAACGCAUUUCAACUUCCGCACGAACAUAAUGAGCACUCUUGUGGCCCGACUGAGUCGCAUGACCUGGGACGAGGAGUGCCGUCCCUGGAGGCCGUUCGACUCCUCAACCGGAUGAUCAAAGAAAAGGACUAUAACGUUCACCCAAAAGUACUUUCCUGUUUGUCACACUUACGCCUGAGGUCAGAGCUCGGAAAUAUUCGGGCUUCUGAAAGCCAUGCAGACAAACAGGAUCGCCAGGACACGAAGAACAAGAAGUUAAAAGGAAAGGCGAAAAUGAAAGAGAAACCCCAUUUAACAAAAAAGGCUAAGAAGGCGUUAAAGGAAAUGAAGGAAAUUCAGGCUGAGAUGGAGGAAGCAGAAGCAGAAGUGGACAAGGAAGAGAAAGCCAACCAAGAAACAGCAUCCCCAUUACUCCCCGCAGCACUUCAAGGUGUAACUCGGUUCGCUCAUCGAGUAAACGUGGACUUCUUCCGCGACCUUUUGGUUGUUUUGCAUACGAUAACACUUCGAGAAGAUCAACCCAUCGACCAAAGGUCUGUUGACUUUCAGGAGAGUAUCGGAAUACAAUUACAAUGCAUAGUAACCGCAUUUGAGCUUUUAUUGGGUCAAGGAGAAGCGUUGAACCUUGACCUGAGCCAGUUUACAACACACUUUUACAAAUUAUUGCCGGAUUUAGCGGUACCUCUUGUCACUGAAGAGUAUCAGGGGUUCAGUCAAGAAAAGACAAGGGGUGGAAUGUCUCCACUCAUAGAGACCUUAGUCUUCCGUGCACUCAACUUAAUUCUCCUACCCAGUUAUGGAAAGAUCCCAUCGUACUUGCUGGCAGCUUUCUCGAAGCGAUUACUUAGCCUGUCUCUCCAAUGUGGCCCAAACGUCACGAUAAGGAUACUCAAGUUCAUCAAAGAUCUAAUUGGAAGAGAUAAAAAGCUGGAAUCGAUGUUAUCCACAGAAGAGAGGAUUGGGAACGGCAUAUACAGGAGUGAGGUGGACGAUCCCCAGCUAUGCAACCCGUUUGCAGCUACUUGGUGGGAAUUGCUGCCGGGAUGCGGGGGCUGGACAGCGGCCGGUCCAGUGCUCGUCGGGCGGGAGUGGACUAAAGAGGGUAGGGCGAGGCCGGACAAAAAACUAAAACCAGAAAAGAAAACGAACAGGUGGCCAACGCCCGACACUGACGAGAACUCGAACGGUCAUGGCACAUCGGACUCGGGACUACUGAUCGGAAUGGUGGGUACAAAGAAGGACAAGGAAGCCCAAGCCGCAGGAGCAGCGAGGGAUAUGGUCGAGAGGAGAAGGUGGCGAAGAAGGCAUACGUGCACUCUCGACCUCCACCUCGACAUGGUCUUAGCAGAUCUUGGGAGGAAACUAAAUUCUGCUCUUUCACAACUCAAUAGAGCGCCAGUCCUCGAUGGACUGCUGAAAGAGAUCACCACCGCCUUGUUGGAAUCCGAUGUCAAUGUGAAGCUUGUAGCAACACUAAGAAAGCAAGUGAAGGCGAAA
This is a messenger RNA of Acaulospora colombiana, 2673 nucleotides long. The record is from the annotation of a GenBank genome assembly. Lineage: Eukaryota; Fungi; Glomeromycota; Glomeromycetes; Diversisporales; Acaulosporaceae.